Rotaria socialis is the source of this 996-nucleotide messenger RNA. The record is from the annotation of a GenBank genome assembly. Lineage: Eukaryota; Metazoa; Rotifera; Eurotatoria; Philodinida; Philodinidae.
AUGAUAAUAUUGAAUUAUUAUCUACACUAUGGUGCUAAUGUUGCAAUUGUCGGCGGAGGAUUUCUUGGUAGUGAAUUAGCAUGUGCUUUAGCUCAUCGAGCAAACCAACGUGCAAAAGAAGGAAAACCAAGUGGAAAAAUUGUUCAAUUAAUGCCAGAAAACGGAAAUAUUAGUAAAGUAUUACCGGAAUAUUUAAGUAAAUGGGCAACAGAUCGUAUUCGAGAUGAGGGUGCUGAAGUAAUGACAAAUGUUGAAUUGGUUAAUGCUUCAAUACAAGAAGGAAACGUGAAUUUAGCUUAUAUUGAUCCAAAAGAUUCUCAAAAGACAAGUUAUAUUACUACUGAUCAUGUUGUAGUUGCAGUUGGAAUAGAACCAAAUACUGAAUUAGCAAAAUCAGCUGGUUUAGAAACUGAUCCUCAUCAAGGUGGUUUUCUAGUCAAUGCUGAAUUACAAGCUCGUCAUAAUGUUUGGGUGGCUGGUGAUGCAGCAUCAUUUUAUGAUAUUAAAUUAGGUCGACGUCGUGUUGAACAUUAUGAUCAUGCUAUUGUUAGUGGAAAAUUAGCUGGAGAAAACAUGACUGGUGCUCAUAAACCGUAUUGGCAUCAAUCAAUGUUUUGGUCCGAUUUGGGACAAAAAGUUGGUUUUGAAGCUAUUGGUUUAACUGAUUCAAAUUUGCAAACUGUAGCUGUCUAUGCUAAAAGACAACCCGGUGAUGAAGCACCAAAAGCAGACGACGAAGGAAAUCGAGAACAAAAAGAAACGGAUUCGGCAGCAACUGAAUCAAAAGAUAAAUUGCCAGAAAAGACCACUACAACCGAUACUAAAAAUGAUUAUAGUAAAGGUGUUGUAUUUUAUGUAAAAGAAAAUAAAGUUGUUGGUGUUGUUCUUUGGAAUGUAUUCAAUCGAAUUCCUAUUGCACGAAAGAUAAUCAAAGAUCAACAAGAAAUUAAUGAUUUUCAAGAACUUGCAAAACUUUUUAACAUUCAUCAAGAUUAG